This is a messenger RNA of Diplodia corticola, 2370 nucleotides long. Its product is annotated as fungal specific transcription factor domain-containing protein. The record is from RefSeq and is a predicted model, not a curated record. Gene Ontology annotation, biological process: positive regulation of transcription from RNA polymerase II promoter by galactose; DNA-templated transcription. Gene Ontology annotation, molecular function: DNA-binding transcription factor activity, RNA polymerase II-specific; RNA polymerase II cis-regulatory region sequence-specific DNA binding; zinc ion binding. The coding region runs from base 1 to 2370 and encodes 789 amino acids. Gene Ontology annotation, cellular component: nucleus. The transcript has 5 exons. NCBI's taxonomy places the organism in Eukaryota, Fungi, Ascomycota, Dothideomycetes, Botryosphaeriales, Botryosphaeriaceae.
AUGAGCACCAACGGCGCCCCCAGUGCGAGCCCCAAUCGCGACGGUAGCACGCCCGACGCCCAGCCUGGAGGCAAGCGGAAGAAUCCCGACGGCUCCGACGCCCAUCCCACCCAGCAGCGAGCCAAGCGCAACCGCUACAUCUCUAUCGCCUGCAACGAGUGCAAACGCCGCAAGAUCAAGUGCAAUGGCCAGACACCGUGCCAGCGCUGCGGAAACCUCCAGCUGGAGUGUGCCUACGCCCCCAACUGCUGCAACAACUUCAAGGACUCCGACGAGUUCAAGCGCAUGGACGCGCACAUCCAGGCCCUGCAGGACCAAGUCGACACCCUCUUCAACAACCUGAACAGCCUGCGCAACCACGUCGAUGCCAGUGUCCUGGGCUCCGCCGCCUCGCCCUUCCCCGAUGCUCAAUACGCGCGCUCCAUGUCCAUCUCCCAGGCCUCAGUCCAGGGUCCGCAGAACAACGGCCGUGCCAAGCAGCAGCAACAGCAGCAACAACAACCCAAACACCCUCGUUUCCACGGUCCCACCAGCAAUGCCUUCAAUCUCGACGUCGCGAAAGCAAACCUGCAGUCGAUAGGCAUAACCGCCACCGAUGAGAAUGCCGACGAUGGUGCCUUCACCCAAGACGCCACCCCGCUCGAUAGUCCCCGCCUGGCGCCGCUCGCUCCACCUCCCAGCCAGCAUACGAACAAGCCAGUAUUGCAUACUACAAAAGAUCCCAUGUGGGCAAUCAACAAGGAUGAGGCUAUCAGGCUGUGCCAUGUUUGGCAUGAGGAAAUGGGGUUGAUGUAUCCGGUGCUGGACAUUGAGGCUACCAUCCGGCAUGCGACUCUGCUAUACACGUUUAUGGAGGCGGCGCAUAGGACGCGCCUGGUCGAAGUGUCGUUCCCCGGUGCCGACGCCAUCAGUGACGAUCAAACAAUCAUUUUGAAACUAGUGCUGGGUACUGCGUUGAUUCUGGAAGGGAGCGGAAAGAGCGAGCUAGGAACGGCCAUGUUCCAGAGCAUCCGGGCCAAUGUCGAGGCCGUUUUGCUAGCCCCAGCGAACAUUCGGGGGAUUAAGAUGCUGACUUUGACCGGCAUGUAUCAUUUCCACCGAGAUGAAGAGGAUACGGCUUGGCGCAUCAUCGGCCUGGCAGCACGCCUAUGCAUGGAGCUUGGUCUUCAUCGCCGUGAGACGUACAACACAAUCUUCACCGAGGAAGACGAGCGCGCUGCCGCAAUUCGGCUGUUCUGGUCUGUGUACGUGCUCGAUCGAAGGUGGUCAUUCGGCACGGGUAUGCCGUUUGCCUUUGAGGACACGGACAUCGAUCCCAACGUGCCAAAGCCGGACGAUGCCACACCCUACCUCAAUUGCAUGGUCACCUACAGCAACAUUGGAUCCCGCGUGUGGAAAUCGAUAGCGCAUAGUGAUAAUGCACCAAUCAGCAAGGAAGAGAUCGGGUACCUUGACUACCAGGUCAUACAAUGGCAUCGAUCGAUUCCGCUGGCUCUCAAGUACAUACACCCGUCAUCUAGCAAUCCUCAGGACCAGCAGCCGGUAACCCGCAGCAUACAUCGUUUCCGUAUCCUGCUGUACCUUCGGGCCAAUCAGAUGCGCAUUCUCAUAUACCGCCCUGUCAUGCACACGACAUCAUCCAUAAUGGAAGACAUGACGGCCGCGCAGACGGUGGUUGACGUGGCCAAAGACACAAUCAACGUGCUGACCCAUACCAACCAGACGACAGACAUUUACCGCAGCCAUCAAGUCAUGUUCCACUACUUUCUCAUUUCAGCCCUCGCCGUCCUCUUGCUUGCCGUGUCGCACGCACCGGGUCAGUUCAGCGAAUGCUGCAGGGAUGAGUUCUACAUGGCUCUUGACCUGGUGCGCGGGCUAUCGGCGAACUCAUAUGUCAGCAAGCGGCUUUGGCGAACCAUCAAGGUGCUCAAGGAGGUGGGACCCAAGCUCGGUCUGAAUCUGCGUGGGGGUAACCAUGUAGUAGCUGUGGAUGCAACAGACCCGCACUCGUCGGCGGCCGUCGCCAUGGCCGGCUUGGCUGGACACCCGGUGGAUGAGAAUUUCCUGUUUGGGAACAAUGGCGGCCGAACGACGAAUGGAGGGCAGAGGCAAGGCUCUGGUGGUGGUGCCGCCGGAAACGGCAGUGGCGGUGGCAGCGCCAGCGAGAGCCCGAACGGGAUGGCCAAUGACCUGACGAGCUUGUUCGAGGCGGCGGGUGGGUUCGCGGCGAGCACGGGGUUCGCGCCGCAGAACGGAUAUCUCAUGUCGGCCAGUGGUGGGGAGGGAGGACCGCAGGCUGGGGCGGAGAUUGUGAAUGCUGUGUUCGGGCACGACGACGAGCUUGCGAGGAUACUGCGGGAACUGUUUUGA